Molecule: messenger RNA, 408 nt
Organism: Acanthamoeba castellanii str. Neff
Lineage: Eukaryota; Discosea; Longamoebia; Acanthamoebidae
Product: DEAH (AspGlu-Ala-His) box polypeptide 16, putative
Exons: 1
Coding region: 1-408 (135 amino acids)
Source: RefSeq, a predicted model, not a curated record
AUGAAGCGGGCGCGCGAUGUGCGCGACCAGCUCGAGGGCCUGCUCGAGCGGGUCGAGAUCGAGCAGACCUCGGCCGGCGACGACCACGUCGCCAUCUGCAAGGCCACCACGGCUGGCUUCUUCUACCACACGGCCCAGCUCCAGCGAUCGGGCGCCUAUCGCACCCUCAAGCACAAGCAGAGCGUCCAGAUCCACCCAUCGUCGGCCCUCUUCCAGCAGCUCCCGCGCUGGGUGCUCUACCACGAGCUCGUCUUCACCACCAAGGAGUUCAUGCGCCAGAUCAUCGAGAUCGAGCCCGAGUGGCUCGUCGAGAUCGCGCCCCACUACUACAAGCAGUCCGAGAUCAUGGACCAGGCCAAGCGCAAGAUGCCCAAGAAGGCCGGCAGCGCCGGCGGCUUCCAGAAGUAA